AUGGCCCACACCUUCUACGACGGCACCAUCCCCGUGCUCCAAUCUCUCAUGCUCACCCUAAAACACAUCCUCACCAAAGCCUCCACUAACCCUGGUCCCAAUGCCAGCGCUACAAUCACCGAAUCCACCUUCCUCACCACCCGCCUAAUAGAAGACAUGCACCCACUCGCCGACCAAAUCCGCCUCGCAACCCAAUUCGCCGAAAACCUAGCCGCCCGCCUGACAAACCGCGACCCGACCAAAUUCGACGGCGCCCCCACGACCCUCGCGCAGAGCUAUGAGCGCAUCGAGGCCGUGCUGAAGGCGCUGGGCGAGGCGGAGAAGGACGUCGUCAAUGGUCAGGCUGAUGUUUUGAAGCCGACGCAGGUGGGACCGACUGCGGUGGUUGAGAUGAGCGGUGCGGGGUAUGCGCAUAGGAUUGUGUUGCCGAAUGUUUAUUUCCACGUUAUGACUGCUUAUGGGAUUUUGAGGAAGGAGGGGGUGCAGGUGGGCAAGAGGGAUUAUUAUGAGGGGUUCUUUCCACAGUGA
Penicillium daleae is the source of this 528-nucleotide messenger RNA. RefSeq names its product DUF1993 domain-containing protein. The record is from RefSeq and is a predicted model, not a curated record. Bases 1 to 528 code for a protein of 175 amino acids. The transcript has a single exon. Lineage: Eukaryota; Fungi; Ascomycota; Eurotiomycetes; Eurotiales; Aspergillaceae.